CCUACAACCUCAAGACCUGAUAUCUAGACAGCAGCCCCCUCGAAGGCGGUGCUGGUAGAAAUUCCUCAUCAACUCCUACUUUAACGCAUGCCUACCUAGACUAUGUCCUAUCUUGACGCUCGUCUUCUUUGUAAACUUACAUCUGCCUAGCUAGGCGCGGCGAGGCCGGGCCAGCAAGUCUCGUCAGCUCCGACUGCUACCCCCUAGAAUCAUCUGAACACUCGGACAAGGUAGUGCCGUAACAGAAUAUUGGCGAGUAUCUACACUACUGUAUAUCCAUCACCCAUCUCAUCCUUCCUAUCCACAAGCCCUAGGUAUACCUACCUACCUACUGCAUACCUACCCACAAUGCAACAGUCGUACUACCGCCCAGUGCCAACGCCAAGUCAAGGGCCAUCAGAACCUCAGUCUCAACUACAAACACACACGCUGGAUACUGUGCCGGCGUGGGUCGACGAACGGCAGGAUGCCAACCAUGGCCUGUCCGCGGACACUAGCCCGGAUCUACCUCUAACCACUAUCAGACGUCCACCAUCCAUUCCUCCCUAUCUUCAGCCCCCCUACGGCUUUUACAGGGCAUACUCGCCGUACUUCAACACAUCUAUUCCGGCAGCACGAGGCUACCUUCCUCAGAGGUUGCAGCAAGAGUCACGCCCAGUAUCCAGGGGGCCUCGUGCUGUGCCCCUACGAAUAUCACGUUACGCCGCAAAUCUAAGUAGCUCCGGCCCUAGACCCGUCCCUACCCUGUCCCUCCCCUUGGAGCGACCGUAUUCGGUUCCUACUUAUCCAAAUCAGCAUACUAACGGUGGAAAUGACGAUGGCAUCACCCCGCCGCUACGACCGGCCACAUCCUCCGAGGUGGACGACAUUGACAAGCUUGUCCCCCCUCGUCCAUUGGUGUUUCCGCAACGUAGAGCUGCUCAGGAGGGUAGGAAUGCCCCUCAUGCCCUGCGGAAGGGUAGUGUAGAAGAUGCAAAACCUGCUCAGAAAACCCCGUCCACACGUGCCGUUGCGAAGCGUGGUUCCAAGAAGCCGGCUCCAGCGUCUGUUAGUUGCGGGAUGGAAACCGUGCCUAGUAAGCCUAGUACAACCUCAGCCGUUUCUCCGGACAAACUAGCAGAGCCUCAGAAAAGACCCAUUGGGUCGACGGAACCUGAGUCAAACCCUGUAAAGAAAAGCAAAAUCAAUGUGAUUGGAGGCCAAUUCGAGUCCAUCACCCCCCCUGGCCGCUCGGUUGACAGCUUAGAAAAGGUAUCUUCGACAGCAGAUCCCCUCACACAAGAAGCUCUGUCUACAACGCAAGGGAGGAGGCAAGCAGGGCGCGGCGACGACGAUACAACAGUGACAGGCUCGGAUGUCGAGGAAGAGACUACCACGACCAUGCUAGCAGAUGUGCAAAGCGCUUAAAUGAUACCUCUGCCCCGAACCACGGCGAUACUUCCCAUCGCCGAGCUCCGUGCCCUAGAUAUAGCAAUGCCUCCGCGCAGUGCGACACGGCCCCCGAGCUCGCCUCCAGCGCGACCCAGACCGAGCGCGAGGCUUCGGCUUCCGCGUUCCGCGCGCCCACCCCGACUGUAGCGAGCACGCCGAACGGCGACGCGAGCCUCGCGGAGCGUUCCUCGACGGCUAGGCUCGGCGCGGCGCUACGGCUCCAGCGCGACCGGGGCAUGGACGGCUUCAUCGAGACGCGGCUUUCCGCGGCGGGAGGAGGCGGCGCUGGCGCGUUGGAAGCCCUCACGAACGAGAUCCUUCUGGGCAUGGUGAUGGGCGCUGCCGCCGGCGCCGACGACGACGACGACGACGACGCCGAAGCUGACGCUGGUGGGGAUACCGCGCUGCUCGACCAGGUACUC
This is a messenger RNA of Durotheca rogersii, 1853 nucleotides long. RefSeq lists its product as uncharacterized. NCBI's taxonomy places the organism in Eukaryota, Fungi, Ascomycota, Sordariomycetes, Xylariales, Xylariaceae. The transcript is spliced from 2 exons. The record is from RefSeq and is a predicted model, not a curated record. Bases 349 to 1407 code for a protein of 352 amino acids.